Molecule: messenger RNA, 1850 nt
Organism: Dryobates pubescens (Downy woodpecker)
Lineage: Eukaryota; Metazoa; Chordata; Aves; Piciformes; Picidae
Gene: PLA2G7
Product: phospholipase A2 group VII
Exons: 11
Coding region: 96-1502 (468 amino acids)
Molecular function (GO): 1-alkyl-2-acetylglycerophosphocholine esterase activity
Source: RefSeq, a predicted model, not a curated record
GACGCCCGCCCCGGCGCGGCCCCAAUGGUGUGUCCGGCAAGCCCUUGUGCCCGGCUGGGCGGCUGCGGGAAGAACGGAUCCGCCGAUGUUCUGCGAUGUUAGGAUGGCCCUGGGUCUCUUCCACGCUGUGCCGGGGCUGCUGCCGGGAGAUAAACCCCAGCCCGGCUGCCGGAGGGAGGACUAGGGGAUGCUCCUCACGCCUGCUGCUUAGUCUGGGAUGCGGCGACUUCCAUCUGUCCUUUUCAUCCCCAGAACGAGCUUGGCUCCGAGGUGCCACCCCAGGUUUGUUGGUGAAGACACCAAUGAAAAUGGGGAGCAGCAACACUGAGAAGUUUUAUAGGAUCCCCAAAGGAAAAGGGCCACACUCAGUUGGAUGUACAGACCUGAUGACAGAAAAUGCAGUUGAGGGAAGCUUCCUGCGCCUGUAUUACCCGUCAUGUGAUGCCACAGAUAAUGAGGAGGCACUGUGGAUUCCAGAUAAAGAGUACUAUCAAGGUCUCUCUGACUUCCUUAACAUGUACCGAGUUGUAGGAGAAAGGCUUUUCCAGUACUAUGUUGGUUCAGUGACCUGUCCUGCGAAGUCAAAUGCUGCAUUUAAGCCAGGAGAAAAAUACCCACUCCUCAUUUUUUCCCAUGGACUUGGAGCUUUUCGGACGAUCUAUUCUGCUAUUUGCAUAGAGAUGGCUUCCCAGGGCUUUAUGGUGGCUGCUGUGGAGCACAGAGAUGAAUCUGCUUCAGCAACAUAUUAUUGUAAAAAAAAGCCCCUUUGUGAACCACAGAAAGAGUCUACAUCAAACAUUGAGAAGGAGUGGAUCUACUACAGGAAACUGAAAACUGGAGAGGAAGAGCGGUGCUUGCGCCAUAAGCAGGUGCAACAAAGAGCACAGGAGUGUAUCAAAGCUCUCAAUCUCAUUCUUAAAAUCAAUUCAGGAGAGGAAGUAAUGAAUGUACUCAAUUUGAACUUUGACUGGCAAAGCCUAAAGGAUUCUGUUGAUACUAGCAGAAUAGCUGUGAUGGGACACUCUUUUGGUGGUGCUACAGUUAUUGAGAGUCUCAGCAAAGAAAUAAGAUUCAGGUGUGGCAUUGCCCUCGAUGCAUGGAUGCUUCCUGUCAGUGAUGACAUUUACCAAAACAGUAUCCAGCAACCACUGCUUUUUAUCAACUCUGAAAAAUUCCAGUGGUUUGAUAACAUUUUAAAGAUGAAGAAGCUCAUCUCUAAUGACACAAACAAGAAAAUGAUUACUAUCAAGGGAUCGGUCCAUCAGAGCUUUCCUGACUUCACCUUUGUGAGUGGAGAAAUCAUUGGGAGAUUUUUUAAAUUAAAAGGAGAAAUAGAUCCAAAUGAAGCUAUUGACAUAAGCAAUCAUGCUUCAUUAGCCUUCCUGCAGAAACAUUUGAGUCUUAAGAAAGAUUUUGAUAAGUGGGAUUCUCUUGUGGAUGGCAUAGGACCCAAUGUUAUUCCUGGUACCAAUAUUGACUUACCUCCAGCAGAACCUGAAUAAGAAGUACUGAAAAUGCCAUAGACAUCAGGACACUAAUGUUGGCCAGACAUUACUCAGAUGUGAUAGCAUUGGCCAUUGCCGUAUGGACCAACAUAAAAGAUAAGGUAUUCAGUUACCUUAUAAUGGAAAUAUGGAGAGGUUUUAGGUCAAGUGAGUUAGUGAGAUAAUCUGAAAUACUGUAAGAGUAACCUUUGCUUUUUAGAAAGAGUGAUUAAUCACAUGCCUGAUUUGGGUUUAGAAUCAAUUUUGCAGAGAGAGAUUAAGCUCCAAGGAAUUCAGCUGAAGUUCUACUUACCAAACUAAGUCAAGCAAGCCUGUUUUGCAGUGUAAUUAAAAAAAUAAUAUUAU